UUUUUGGUAGUUUUGUUUGUUUGUCAACAAGCAAAAAACAAUCAAAAAAAGAUGAGCAGCAAAACAUUAUUUCCCAUAAAUUUGGACAAACUCACAGCCAAAGAGCGUCACAACUAUAUACUCAAUCAGUAUGUGCUGCCCACGGCCGCCGAGGGGGAAUCUCGCAAACACAAACGUGACAUUGACGUGAUACGAGAGAAUCAUCGUUUCCUUUGGGAUGAGGAGGAUGCAGACCUCGCCGCAUUUAGCUGGGAGCAGCGCUUGGCUUUGCGCUAUUAUCGCAAACUCUUCAAGGAGUAUUGCAUCGCCGACCUCAGCCGCUACAAAGAGAACAAGAUCGCUUUGCGCUGGCGCACCAAACAGGAGGUUGUCGACGGUUUGGGUCAGUUCCAGUGCGGUAGUCGGCAUUGCGGCGAGCGUGACGGUCUGCGCAGCUGGGAGGUGAACUUCAAAUAUCUGGAGCACGGUACCCCACUAAACGCACUCGUUAAGGUGCGUCUUUGUCCCGUGCACACGGAUCAACUAAACUAUCAUACAAAGAAAAAGGAGCACAAGCGUCAGCGGCGCAGAGAGAAGGAUGAACGUAAGGCUAAAAAGAAACACAAAAGACGCAAACUGGACGCAACAAAUCAAGAAACUGAUGAAGUGAAUGAGCCGGAGAUGGCGCAGCAAGAAGAUGCAGAUCCAGUGGCCAGUGAUGAUGCCACAGGCGACAAAGCAAGCGAUCCCACGGACGACCAAAUCUGGAGCAAGCAGCUGGAUAUUAGCAAAGAUCAACCGUCACGCGAACAGGAAUUCGAACGUUAUUUGGAGGAUCUGUUGCUGUAAAAACCAUGUAACCUAGAAUAUACACUCAGCAAAAUUAGAGACAGAUUUGAUUGGCAGAAAAUAGCUGUUACCGAUAGAUAUAUUAGAAUGUCGUGCACGCUGCAACAGCGCUUCUUAAUUCUUCUUUUCAAUUCACAUCCAUAUCCUGAGAUAAUCUUGUGACAAAAUCCAGCAGAUUUAAUUGCAACAACUGGUGGCAAAUAUCUUACAUUUUGAUUUUUGCCAGGCUAAGAAUAGCUGUUGUUGCCUAUUACAAAUCGAUGUAGUCUUUUUUUGGUUUGGACAGAACUUUUGUAAAUACAAACAAGAGCACUUUUAUUUAUGUAGAGCGAGAGCUCCUUCUAUGGCUAUAGCUAACGGCCGCAUUGAUUGGUGGGCCAACCGCUUGACUUUGUAGACUGUAUAUAAAUAUACAUAUACAU
Molecule: messenger RNA, 1250 nt
Organism: Drosophila grimshawi
Lineage: Eukaryota; Metazoa; Arthropoda; Insecta; Diptera; Drosophilidae
Product: protein FRA10AC1
Exons: 2
Coding region: 52-828 (258 amino acids)
Biological process (GO): dephosphorylation
Molecular function (GO): phosphatase activity
Source: RefSeq, a predicted model, not a curated record